UCACCCCAGGACAUUUAUCAUAUAAUGGCUGGUAAAACACUAAAACUUCUUAAAUUAACUGUUGCAAUGUUGUCACUGGUUAGUAAACAAAGAUUUUUUAGGGUUUGGAAGUCAUUCAAAUAUCCUCAUCAAUGGUCAAAACUUUCAAACCCUAUAAGUUAUGUUGAAAGUUUUAUGAUGUCAGACUGUAUUCAGCUAGGAAUGAUAAUGCCAUUUAUAUUAAAUAGAUCAUUAGAUGCAAACUCUUUUAAACCAACAGAACUAUCUAUUGUGGCCAAAUGCACUCACUUAGUAUUUAAAUUUCCAUUAUCAAUCAGUGACUACAAAGAACUUGAAAAGAUUCUAAAAGAAGAAAGAGAAGUCUUGACUAUAAAUGUUGAAUUUGAGUUAUUAAAACAUUACACAACUCUUCAGUCUAUUCGGCAUUUAAUAGACGAUGGGCUUGACCCUCAAUAUUCACGAUCUAAUAACGAUUUUGUUAACAUGCUUCAAGACUCUAAGCAUUUAUUCAGGAAUUGGUUUAUUACAGAAAAU
This is a messenger RNA of Cetraspora pellucida, 534 nucleotides long. NCBI's taxonomy places the organism in Eukaryota, Fungi, Glomeromycota, Glomeromycetes, Diversisporales, Gigasporaceae. The record is from the annotation of a GenBank genome assembly.